AUGCAGGCCUGCUCCUGCCCCUACUGCCGCCGCCCCCUGCGCUACUCCCAGCUGCGCCACGACGCCGUGCUGCAGGCGCAGCUAGACGCGCUGCAGGUCCGCUGCCCCAACGCCCCCGCAGGCUGCGGCGCCCUCAUGGCGCGCGGCCGCGUGGCAGAGCACCUCCGCGUAGAGUGUCCCUCGCAGCCGGCGGCCUGCGAGCACUGCGGCUUGGUCGCGCUGCGGCGGGAGCUCGCCGGCCACGCGGCAGAGUGCCCGGACAGGCCCGUGCCGUGCGCCAACGCGGCCGCGGGCUGCGGCGCGCUCGUGCCCGCCAGCGCGAUGGACCUGCACCUCGCGGCCAGCUGCGAAUGGCAGCCGGCGGCGUGCAGCGGCUACGCGGCGGCGGCAGGCGGUGCCAACGCCACUGCCGCGGGUGCCGGCGCCACGGAGUAUGGCACUCUGCCGGACGAUGACGGCGGCUGCCUGCCAGCCGCGGAGCUGCGGCUUGCCGAGGGCGGCUAUGCCUCCCUGUUUGAAGCGCUCACAGAUGACCCCGCAGCGGCAGCAUCGGCGCCAGCAGCUGCGGCUGCGGAGGCAGGAGGGGAGGAGGCUGCCCAGGGGGCAGAGGGCAGCGACUGGGAGGACGGCAUCGAGCUGGGGCUGCCCGGCUGCAGCGGGCGGCUGGGGGUGGCUGGGCUGGUGGCUGACGAGGCGGCGGAUGCGGCGUGGCGCACGGUGCUCAACCUAGGGCUGGUGGAGGCCAUGUCCUCUGGCGACUCGCUGGGCGCCGGCCUCCCCGCGCGCUCCAUCUACAUGGGCCUGCUGCGCGCGUGGGCCGCAGUGGCGCGAUACAUGGACGACAUCCAGGACCGCUGGUGGGAGGGCCGCGACGCCCGGGCGGGCCCGGAGCAGCAGCAGCAGCAGCAGCAGCAGCAGCCAGUGUCGCCGUCGGCGGGCGACGCGUCGCGCCGGCAGCACCGCCACCACGGCAUCGCUGUCGGCGCCGGCCGCGGCCACGCGCAGCACGCGCAUGGCCACAGCAGCCGCACCGCCGCCGCCGUCGCCGCUGCGUACGCCGCAGUGCAGCAGCAGCCGCGGCCGCAGCGCCGGAGGUUCCCGCUGGCGGUGUCGGGCCCCGCGGGCGGGGCGUCGCAGGGGCUGGACCAGGACGAGCGCGAGGAGUUGUGGGACGACAUCGGGCAGCUGGGAGUGCACGAGGCGCUGGCCAGCAUCGGCGCGCGCGCGUCGUGCGCGCUGUGGGGCCGCGCGGCCGGCGGGCGCGGCGGGGAGCGCGUGGGGGCGCUGGCGGACCUGAGUGUUGCGUGCGUCGUGCGGGACAUAGAGAUGGCGCGGGAGGAGGAGCGCGAGGACGCCGCCGCGGCCGCGCGGCGCGGCCACAGGCGCCGUGGCGGCGACGGCAGGGCCGGCGGCGGGGACGGCGCCGCGGCGUCGGACGAGGUGGCGGCGAUCGCGCGCGUGGUGGAGGGGUUCCGCGGCCUGCCCGCCGCGCCCGGCAUGCACGCGCUCGCGUGGGGCCCGGCCCUCGGCAGCGGCGGCGGCGGCGCGGACGGCGGCGACGGCACGGCCGCGGCGGCGCGGGCGCUCGCGAGGCUGCGGAAGCGCAUCCCCGCGCCGGGCGGGCGCGGGGCCGCGCCGCUGGCGGUGACGGCCGAGUUUCUGUCGGCGCGGCUGCUGCUGGACCAUUUUAUGGCGGAGCGCAUCGAGACCACCGGCAUCCCCACGACCAACGCCCACAUCACCCACGGCUGGCGCGCCUACUGGGCGCCCUCCCUGCUGCGCCUCGCCGCGUCGCGCGCGCCGUCCGCCGCGCUGACGUGGCGCGCGCUGUCCGCGGCCAACGACAUGGCGUCACGGCUGGCGGGGCGCGUGCUGUCGCUCAUGAGCAGCACCAUGUUUGAUGCGGGCGCCAACGCCGUCGAGGUCAGCGGAGACAGCGUGCUCGCCGCGCUGCGCCUCGCGCUGCCGGCGCCGCUAUUCGACGCGGCCGCGCCGCGCGCGCGCGCCGCGAUGGCGCGGUUCCGCGACGUCGAGUGCGAUGACAUCAGCAGCGUCACAUGGGCGCGGCUGGCGCAGCAGCUGGGGCUGACCUUCGAGACACUGGUCAGCCUGCUGGCGCUGGUCUGA
Messenger RNA from Monoraphidium neglectum, 2127 nucleotides. RefSeq lists its product as hypothetical. Bases 1 to 2127 code for a protein of 708 amino acids. The transcript has 5 exons. The record is from RefSeq and is a predicted model, not a curated record. NCBI's taxonomy places the organism in Eukaryota, Viridiplantae, Chlorophyta, Chlorophyceae, Sphaeropleales, Selenastraceae. Gene Ontology annotation, molecular function: zinc ion binding.